GCCCACUCUACUUGCCCCACAAGCAACGCCUGGUCACAGUCGCCGUAUACAGACGCAACACACCGCACCAUGGCUUCAGAUCAAGCCUCCAUCCUGAGCUGCACCCUGUGCGGCAAGACCUUUGACAGAUCAUCGACUCUGAAAAGACACGGCUACUACUGUCGAACUCGAAACGGCGUCCAACCCCCCCGUGCGCGAGCCUGCGUGUCCUGCGUGAGCACGAAAACGAGAUGCGACAACGCAAGGCCUGCUUGCUCGAGAUGCAACGCCAAAGGUCUCCCUUGUCGAUACCCUGCGAGAGCGAUUCGCGCGGCCGAGAUGAGAGGCGCUCGCGUGCCGUCGACGACUGAACAGAAGAAGCCUGCGCCCGCGUUUGAUCCGAUGCCCGCCUCGGUCGCCCAGACCAGCGCUCUUCUCCACUUGGCCAGCGAUAUCGACGGCGUCGCGUACGACCCCACGUUGUCAUCAUGGCCGCCUCAGGAAACGCUGGGAUUCGACCCGGGCUUUGGCGCCUGGGAUGAUAUCGACUGGCAAUUUCUUCUGUCCGAUGCCGGGCCGUACUCUUCGUCAUUCUCGCCAACCACGGGGCCAGACAGCGAGACACCAUCGUCCUCGUCCGAUAACCGGCUCGGCCCUCAAAGCGUGACGACCGCUCCCGAGUCGCAGAUACCGAGAUUGCCGACCCUUGACAUGCCGUCCAUCCUUCGCCGCCAGCACGCCGACGCGGGCGCGCAGCGCGUCUCGCAGAUCAUACUGCAGACGCUCAAGUCCUAUCCGCUGAUGAUGAUGCGCCAGAAGACCCCUCCGCCGUUUCUCCAUCCCUCCCUGCUGGCAACCAGCGCAACUGACGGCGCGGCCGACGACACGACCGAAAGCCUUGAACCGUGGCACAACUGCAUGAGCCUAGUGUACAUGGCAAACAGCAAAAUCAAGGGCAGCCGCAGACUGUUCUGGAGAAACGUCCAGGCUGAGUGUGAGCGCUUUUGCCAACGGCAUUUCGAGCUCGACAGGUGGGAGCUUCUUGCCACGAUGCAGGCAUUGGCUAUAUAUGUCAUAAUGAGAAUAGACGAGACACCAGAAGAGAACCAGCAAGAGGCUAAAAUUGACGGGCUGCUGCUCAGAGCUGUCACGGUCAUCGCUAUUCAGUUCUUGGCCGUUGAUUUCAGGUCCGGCUCGUGCUCGACGCCCUAUACUGCCUGGAAAAACUGGAUUCUGGAAGAGUCAGGACGAAGACUCUGUGUCCUGUUUAAAGUCAUCAGCAUGCUUGUGUCGUUUGAGCCGGCCAAAAUGUGUAAAGCCGUCGGCGACGUCAUCCUGGCUCCUCUGCCCGCCCAGAAGCAGCUGUGGGAGGCACCAGACCACAACAUCUGGAAGCGCGACGGCGAGACGGAGUCGGGCGCCCAGAUGGAAUUCGGGUUGACCAAGAACGGCCAACUCGUCAGGCUCGGCGGGGACGCAGAAGCAACAGCAGCGAUUACAGGCGACGACAUAGCAGCGCCACCCAGCACCAUCGAGUGGAACGAGUGGUGUUCGGGCAUGGAUGGCAUCGGCAAUCUCGUUAUGCUUGCUGCGUCUAUGAUGCAGCAGUUCUAAAUGACUGUUUAUUUUGUUUUAUAUCUCCCCCCCGGAAUACGGAGUUCCACAGAGAGACUGUCUUCUUAUAUUCUUUUUUUCUUUCUUUUAAAAAGAGCUACUUCUUCUUGCCACAUGUUGAAACGCCAGUAAAAGAUACCGAGUUGAUGGACAAGGGUUGUACAUGUUACUGUUG
Messenger RNA from Aspergillus steynii IBT 23096, 1768 nucleotides. RefSeq lists its product as uncharacterized. Lineage: Eukaryota; Fungi; Ascomycota; Eurotiomycetes; Eurotiales; Aspergillaceae. The record is from RefSeq and is a predicted model, not a curated record. Gene Ontology annotation, biological process: regulation of DNA-templated transcription. The transcript is spliced from 5 exons. Gene Ontology annotation, molecular function: DNA-binding transcription factor activity, RNA polymerase II-specific; zinc ion binding. Bases 70 to 1593 code for a protein of 507 amino acids.